GCCCUUAUUCAUCCUUCAGAGAUGGAAGCUCAGUUGGCCUAAUUCCAGCCCGGAGCUCACUUGACUACAUUAUAUUACUACCUUGUCUGAUUGGAGCUCUUUAUUUUCCUCCUUGCAUUUUGCUUACCGUGCUGUUCUACCCACAGACCCCAGAGGUCCAGCCCAGUCACUUGGGGUUCUUUUCACCGUCUCCCCCAUACAUAUAAUACGCCCUCCCCCUUCCCCCUUCUUGCUUUUCUAGGGUACUAUCCCUUGGAAUCCUCCCGCAACAACAACAAGAAAAAAAAACCACCAUGUCUGCGGAUCUCAAGACGAAGAUUGGCCAUGGCCUGGCCAAGGGCCUGGGUAUCAAACUCCCCCCAAAACCUCAAGCAGAUCCCGUCACCCGUGGCGAGUCGACCUUUUCUGUUGGCACCUUCGACACAUACUCCUAUAUUGAACCGGAGCCUACAACUGCAGAAUGGCUGUCUGAAACUCUGCCAUCGAAACGUGAUAUUGCCAUGUACUUUUACAGACUGUUUCCAUUUCUCUCCUGGAUUACACGAUACAACAUGCAAUGGUUUUCUGGAGAUUUGAUCGCUGGGGUUACUGUGGGCGCUGUCGUUGUUCCUCAGGGAAUGGCAUACGCAAAACUCGCAGAGUUGCCCGUCGAGUAUGGUCUGUAUUCGUCGUUUAUGGGCGUCCUGCUUUACUGGUUCUUCGCUACGUCAAAGGAUAUUACGAUUGGUCCUGUUGCUGUCAUGUCCACCGUUGUCGGGACUGUGGUUAUUGAGGCGCAGAAGCAGAUCCCAGACGUCCCUGCUCAUAUCAUUGCGUCUGCUAUGGCAAUCAUCUGUGGUGGAAUUGUCUGUUUCCUAGGCCUGAUUCGACUCGGUUUCAUUGUGGAUUUUAUUCCCUUGCCCGCCAUCACUGCAUUCAUGACUGGAUCUGCUCUCAAUAUCAUUUCUGGACAGGUCUCGACUAUGCUUGGCGAGACAGCCCAUUUCGACACUCGGGGAGCGACAUAUAUGAUCAUCAUCAACACGCUUAAGCACCUGCCCUCUGCUACUAUUGACGCUGCCAUGGGUGUGAGCGCUUGUGCAAUGUUGUAUAUCAUUCGCUCGGCUUGCAACUACGCUGCCAGAAAAUAUCCUCAGCGUGCUAAGCUUUGGUUCUUUGUGUCAACUCUGCGAACGGUGUUUGUUAUAUUGUUCUAUACCAUGAUUAGUGCGGCCGUGAACUUGCAUCGCAGAGAUAAUCCGAGAUUUAGUGUGUUGGGCCACGUUCCAAGAGGCUUUCAACAUGCUGCUGUUCCUGUCCUUAAUGCUAGGAUCAUUAAGACCUUCGUUAGCCAAUUGCCAGCUGCCGUUAUUGUUCUCCUUAUCGAACACAUUGCCAUCUCCAAGUCCUUUGGACGCGUUAACAACUAUACCAUCGAUCCGUCUCAGGAACUAGUUGCGAUUGGUGUGGCAAAUCUGCUCGGACCGUUCCUAGGUGCCUACCCUGCUACUGGAUCCUUUUCCCGCACUGCCAUCAAGUCGAAGGCUGGUGUUCGAACUCCUUUGGCUGGUGUCAUCACCGCUCUCGUGGUUCUUCUUGCUAUUUACGCCCUCCCUGCUCUCUUCUGGUACAUCCCGAAAGCCUCGCUGGCCGGUGUGAUUAUUCACGCAGUUGGAGAUUUGAUUACUCCUCCUAAUGUUGUGUACCAAUUUUGGCGCGUGUCUCCCUUGGAUGCGAUCAUUUUCUUCAUUGGUGUCUUUGUGACUAUUUUCACCUCCAUCGAAAUUGGAGUCUACUGUACCGUCUGUGUCUCAGUCGCGGUGCUUUUGUUCCGUGUGGCAAAAGCCCGUGGUCAAUUCCUGGGUCGUGUGACUAUUCACUCGGUCCUUGGAGAUCACCUUCUGGAGGACGGAAAGACUGGCAAUGGCGAUGCUAGCAACUCGAAUACCUUCCAGCGGACCAUUUUCCUCCCUGUCAACCACGCUGAUGGAUCGAAUCCUGAUGUCGAAGUCGAACAACCUUUCCCUGGUAUUUUUAUCUACCGCUUUUCAGAAGGAUUCAAUUAUCCUAACGCCAACCACUAUACCGACUCCCUUGUUGCUACAAUCUUCCAGAAAACUCGCCGAACAAACCCCUUCCUCUAUAGCCACCCAGGUGAUCGCCCAUGGAACAAUCCAGGGCCUCGCAAAGGUCAUAACGAGGAAGACAAAUCGGACCUCCCUAUUCUCAAAGCCGUCAUUCUUGACUUCUCAUCCGUUAACAAUGUGGAUGUGACCUCUAUUCAGAACCUGAUCGAUAUCCGCAACCAGCUCGACCUAUACGCUUCCCCCAGGACGGUGCAGUGGCAUUUUGCCCACAUUAAUAACCGUUGGACUAAGCGCGCUCUUUCUGCUGCGGGUUUCGGUUAUCCUACCCCCACCUCCGAGGACGGCUUCCAUCGUUGGAGGCCUAUCUUCAGCGUGGCCGAAAUCGAAGGUCGUGCUUCCGCUGCCGCUCUCGCAGAAAUCGUAAACAACGAGCAAGCCCACAUUCACCCUGCAGAUAUUGAGAGUGGUCUUAAACGUGACUCGCACACCGUUGAGCGCGAGACGCAUGGGAUCGAAGAAUCUUCUGAUAGCAGCAUCAAUGAUGAUGACAAGCUGCAGCGGGAUCUCAAACGUAGCAAGGCGUACCAGAAACGCCGAGCAAUGGCCGUGGUGCAGGGCGUCAAUCGGCCAUUCUUCCACAUCGAUCUCACUAGUGCGCUUGAGAGUGCCUUGGCCAACUCGCCGGAAGAGGAGCCUAUUUCUAGACCCGAGGAUGCUUAAUUCAGGAUUCCGAAUCCCCACAUGACCUCCCUGGAUGGAG
Aspergillus ochraceoroseus IBT 24754 is the source of this 2826-nucleotide messenger RNA. RefSeq names its product SLC26/SulP family anion transporter. Gene Ontology annotation, molecular function: secondary active sulfate transmembrane transporter activity. The transcript is spliced from 4 exons. The record is from RefSeq and is a predicted model, not a curated record. Bases 294 to 2786 code for a protein of 830 amino acids. Gene Ontology annotation, biological process: transmembrane transport. Gene Ontology annotation, cellular component: membrane. Lineage: Eukaryota; Fungi; Ascomycota; Eurotiomycetes; Eurotiales; Aspergillaceae.